Anopheles moucheti is the source of this 1646-nucleotide messenger RNA. RefSeq names its product sex peptide receptor (gene SPR). Gene Ontology annotation, molecular function: G protein-coupled peptide receptor activity. Bases 1 to 1461 code for a protein of 486 amino acids. Gene Ontology annotation, biological process: G protein-coupled receptor signaling pathway. The transcript is spliced from 6 exons. Lineage: Eukaryota; Metazoa; Arthropoda; Insecta; Diptera; Culicidae. Gene Ontology annotation, cellular component: membrane. The record is from RefSeq and is a predicted model, not a curated record.
AUGAAUGCGUACCUGCAAACGAUAGUGCACACUCACCUGACUGCUCGCCAAACGACCCUGGCCAUGGAUAAACUAACUAACCACAAUGCGUUACAGCUACUGCGCGACGAUCAGUACGUAUCGAACAUGAUCGAGCCGGGCAAUGGACGACCUUCGAUUAUUCCACUAAACACCCAAGAUGUGGUCCGGGACUAUUAUUAUCUCAACGAAACUCUGCGCUUGCCACCGACCAUCACCGCCACGAGCAGCAACUACGAUACCGCACAGAGCAACGCCAGUUCCUUCUACGACACGCGGGCGAAUGAGUACGGUGGUAACGACACGGCGUACAGCUACUACAAUUGUGCUGCAUUUGAGGGCAACACAUCGUACCUGAAUGUGUCGUGUGAAACCAUCCUUAACUACAGCCUUCCGCUGUACGGAUACUGCAUUCCGGUGCUGCUGCUCGUCACGCUAGCCGCAAAUUCGUUGAUUAUCAUCAUCCUCAAGAAGCGCACCAUGGCUUCGCCGACGAACUUUAUUCUAAUGGCGAUGGCUGUGUGCGACAUGUUUACGCUGCUUUUCCCAGCCCCGGGAUUAAUGUACAUGUACACGUUUGGGAAUCACUACAAACCCCUCUCGCCCGUAAUAGCCUGUUAUGUGUGGAAUGCGCUAAAUGAGAUCCUACCCGCCAUGUGUCACACAGCAUCGGUAUGGCUUACGUUAGCCCUAGCGGUACAAAGAUACAUUUAUGUUUGCCAUGCACCCGCAGCCCGAACAUGGUGUACCAUUGCCAGAGUGAAGAAAUGCAUCGCGUAUAUAUGUGUUGCCGCAUUGUUACAUCAGAGCAGUAGAUUUUUUGAUAAGUAUGUACGGUGUCCUUUAAAGUGUGUUUGGAACGGCCAGCCAGCGAACGUGUGUCACGUCGAAACGGCCCAAUGGAUACACGAAUACACUAGCGAAGACUUUUACUAUACAUUUUACUUUUCCUUCCGAAUACUGUUCGUGCACCUGAUACCCUGCGCCAGCCUGGUCGCGCUCAACGUGUUACUGUUUAGGGCGAUGAAACAAGCGCAACAGAAAAGGGAACGUCUGUUUAAGGAUAACAAAAAGCGUGAAAGCAAACGAGUGCGCGACUCGAACUGCACCACACUGAUGUUAAUCGUCGUGGUAACCGUGUUCUUAGUGGUAGAAAUACCAUUGGGCGUUAUAACGGCGCUGCAUAUUAUUUCAUCGCUGUUGUUCGAGUUUCUAGAUUACUACGUAGCAAAUCUAUUUAUACUAUUCGCCAACUUUUUCCUGAUAGUAAGCUAUCCGAUUAAUUUUGCAAUCUACUGCGGUAUGUCGCGUCAGUUUCGCGAAACCUUCAAGGAACUGUUCUGCAAGUCCGGUUCACAGAUGAAUGUGAAGAAGGAGUGUGGCUCGUCCAAAUAUUCACUGGUGAACGGGCCGAGAACUUUUACUAACGAAACGGUUAUUUAACCAAGUGCACCGGUACGAUUUAUUCUUAAGAUAUGUAGGAAGAAAACCGGUGACACACUUUUAGAAGGAUAUUUUUAUAUGAGAAACAUCAAAACAUACACCGCUUUGUCCUAUACAUGCUCCAACGAUUUAACGUUAAAGAUUGACGAAGAAAACAAUACCAUGUGUAUUCACCUAAGCUUUCG